Molecule: messenger RNA, 3873 nt
Organism: Myripristis murdjan (pinecone soldierfish)
Lineage: Eukaryota; Metazoa; Chordata; Actinopteri; Holocentriformes; Holocentridae
Gene: pdgfba
Product: platelet-derived growth factor beta polypeptide a
Exons: 7
Coding region: 878-2626 (582 amino acids)
Biological process (GO): positive regulation of phosphatidylinositol 3-kinase/protein kinase B signal transduction; positive regulation of cell population proliferation; positive regulation of cell migration
Cellular component (GO): membrane
Molecular function (GO): growth factor activity; platelet-derived growth factor receptor binding
Source: RefSeq, a predicted model, not a curated record
GGCCCCGUUUCUAUUUGGAAAAGCUGCCCACCGUCCAAGACGCAACCAGAGAGGAGAGGCGCCGGGGCGAGAACAACCUGAUCCUGCAGUGCCGGUAAACGGAGAGACACGCAGAGGGAAAGGAGAGACGCUGAGAAAAAGAGAGAGAGAGAGAGGCGCAGUCUAUGAGAGAGAUUUAAACUGCAGCCAAGUGAUUCGCGCUGGGAUGAGAAUAAUCUGAGUUUUGCAGCCGGGCGUCCAGAGAAUUACGCACCAAGAGCGAUUCCGAAGGAAAACCAACUUUUACGCACGGAUGUUUGGACAUAUGGGGUCUCAGCCACGACGGGCAGGCUGUCUUGAGCGUCUCACGAACAUAAUAUAAAAGUAUAAAUGCGAGUUUUGAAUGCGAGCUCGACAUCUGGAUGUUUUUAUUAAAUGGAUUUUAACCGUCAGCGGGGACGCAUCAUGCACUUUGGCACAUGUUGUCUGAUCGUUUUGUAAAUCACGUUUUUGGAGACAUUCCUGGACUCUUUGCGGGACCUGGGACGCGCUCUCCUGUACUGCAUACUGAGCUGCGCUGCUGUAGUCCGCGUAUAUCAUAAAAUCCAAUCCAGUUCUGCAUUACGCACCUGCCCCAUGGUACCCUUGACGUCUCCUUUGUGACUUUUCAAUACAAGGGAAUGGACAGAGUCAGCCGUCUAGCCUGGGAGUGAGUCACCGUGAGCAAACACUUGGACAGCGGCUCUUACGCAGUGACAUAUUUGAGGAUAUUUAACAGUGCCUGACACAACCGACCAGCUCGUAACACCGGGACGAGGCUCGGUGUAACCGGGGGAUUGGACGCCGAGGUGCUAAAUGCCCAGCCGGUCGCUUGCGGCUCCUCAGGCUGGGCGGCAACAUGAGGUCCUGGGUCCUGCUGCUGCUGCUGGCUGCGCUCUCAGCGGCCCGUCUGCGGCUCGGCAGCGCUGAGGGCGAUCCUCUCCCUCUGUCGCUGGUCGACUUGGUGAGGAACUCUCCCAUCUCCUCUGUGGAAGACCUGAAACUGCUGCUGCAGCAGGAGACCGGCUCCAUAGAAGAAGAAGAAGAAGAAGACGAGCACGAUAGUCUUACAAACCACACCCAUGGCCGAUAUGCAAGAAGUCUUGUGGAGGCGCAGCCGGCCCAGCAGGCGGUGUGUAAAGUCCGGACGGAGGUCAUGGAGGUGACCAGGGCCAUGCUGGACCGCCGCAACGCCAACUUCCUGCUGUGGCCGCCGUGCGUGGAGGUGCAGCGCUGCUCGGGCUGCUGCAACACGCGGCUGCUGCAGUGCGUCCCCACCGUCACCGCCACCAGAUACCUGAAGGUGAUAAAGAUCCAGUACAUAAACAGGAAUGCUCACUAUGACAACGCCGUCAUCUCAGUGGAAGACCACAUCAGCUGCAGGUGCCAAGGUCCCACCUCCACCUCCUCCUCCUCCUCCUCCUCCUCCUCCUCUUCAUCCUCAUCCGUUGCCAUCCCUCGUUCCCCCGUCCAGGCCAACCCCAACCCUCCUCCGCCUCCCCCGCAGCAGCCGCCCCCCUCCUCCCAUAUGCCCCUAAGCCUUCCCCGGCCGGUCCACCCCGCCCCGCCCAAGUCGCACGCCUCCAAGGCCGACCUCCAUCGCCAUGACGACCUGAAGCACAACCAGCAGCGUUACCACCUGGAGGAGCGCGAGCCGGUGGCCAGGCCGUGGCAGCAGGGCCGGUACACCCAGCUGGCGCACUGGACGCCGUCCAGGGCGCACGGGGCGGGCGGCGGCUGGCCGUCCGAGGCGAGGGCGGAGCCGGGAGCCCAGCAGGCGCCGAGGGAGGGCGCGCAUGGCAGCGGGUAUGACGGGAGCAGGGAGGAGGGCGGCGCGCACGCUUCACACGGCGCGGGACAGGGGCAUCAUCCCGAUCACGCGCAGAGGCAGCAGCAGCUGUUGCAGUAUCAGCAGCAAUAUCAGUAUCACCAACAGCAGCAACACUACCCACAGCAGCCGUAUCACCAGUACAACCACGGCGAGGAGCAAGACCUGCGGACGCAAUACAGACUCGACACCGCCCAAUCAGACAGCGCCUCCCCACCCAGCGGCCCCCCGACCCAGCUGCCCAAUCAGAAAUCAGAGCGGAAGCCCACUCCUCCCGUAACUGCCAAUCAGAAAGACUUAGCCAAAGAGGUGAGCGGUGACAAAAGCCAAAAAGACACAGACGCGACAAAUCGCAAACAGACAGAGACUGAAGGAGCCAAUCAUAAAGAAGGGAACGAGAGGGAGGAGAGCGGCUCGGCCAAUAGCGGGGACUCGGUCAGAGCCGAGCCAGCCAAUCAGGAGCAACAGGACAAAGACUCUGAGCUGACCAACGGGGAGCGUCCUCUCACGGAGGAGGAGAGGAGGCAGAAGCUCCUCGACGUCGUAGAGAAAGAGGCGGAUCAGCAGACACAUCAUCAUCAUCCUCAUCAUCCUCACCCUGCAGAUCAUCAUCAUCCUCAGCACAGACCAAAGCCAACCGCACUCAAUGCAGCUCUCCCCACGGUGGCCCCCAGCACACCCCCGGCACGUCGGGCCCCGUUCAGACCAGCCUUGCCUCGCCGCAGGAGGAAACACCGCAGCCGCAUCAGCAAAGCAGCCAUCAGAGCCAUGAUCAUGUAGAGCUGCAGGAACUGGUGAAGCUGUUGGCCGGACAUUGCUCCCAAGGAACAGGACGAACUGGAAAUGGGGGGGAUGUUUUCCAUGAAUGUCGGACGUUGGGACUGAAGUUGUGGAUGGACGGACGCGCAGCCGAUGGCCGAUGCUGCUGUUGUGAAAGGACAGUUUCAGAGGACGGUGCCAUUUCUGCUCCACUCAUUAGGACAGCACAUUGUCUGCCUGUCGAAGAGCCUCCAACUUCGCAGGAGGUUCUACAUGAUAACGGUGCAAUUUUCCUCUCGGGACCGGAGGACGUUUGUCACACUAAACACUGGAUGUCAUCUGUGUGAACUAAAAAAAAAAAAAAAAAAAAAAAAAAACCCAUCCGCUUUGAUCACUGGAAGCUUAUUGGACAUCUGAGAGUGGAGUGUGGUCUCUUGCAUCAGCGGACAGCCAUUGAUUGGCCGCCCGAAUGCGUUUAACUUUUCCUGAUUGGUUUGCAAAUUGAAAACGGGACUUGAUUGGUCUAGAACAACUGGUGUUUAACGCCUCGUUGAGACUCGGCAACUGGCUGUUUUGGCUAAACUCGGAGUUGAAGUCGACUGAAGAUGACUCGAGAGCGAGAAAUGCGAUGUGGAAAACUUAAUGGUUUAUACUGGGAUUUCUACACUGGUAACUGGAAACAGGCUCUGUACUGUAAUGUGUGGACGGUGGAAGCGAAGGAAAGUGCAGCUCUAGGCCUCCAAGCCAAACAUUACUGUUAUCCUACAAUGUCUGAAUCUAACGUAACCUAACACUGGAGUAGCCAUACACUGAUCAUACAACAUUGACCUAGAGACGUACUCUGCCGUGUACUGUAGCUUAAUGUACUGGAAAAUAGAAACGAUAACGUGCUCAUUUUGUACUACUGCCAGAUCAAAUGAAAUAACAACCAAAUGCCUGCCUAGAUAAUGAGCUAUGAGUAACCACGUAAACCAAGUCCCAAGGACCUGGCUUUUAGAAAUCGCUGUGAGCAAGUUAUAGCCAACACUGUAUGUAUAAACGCUUUUAGAAAAUGAUUUCUGGGGAAAAAAACAAAACAAAACAAAACAAUACAAAACAAAACAAAACAGAACAACUUUAUUUCUUAACUUAUUUAAAAAAGGAGGAUGUGAGAUCCUCCCAUUCUCAAGUGUAAUUAUUGUUGCCGACGUUGUUUCGGUUGGUUGUACACUGUUAUUGUCAUGAAUGUUAUUUUUAAUAUAAAGUAAAAAAAUGUUCAAGAAAUAUAA